GCUCCUGUCUCAGCGCUGCCAUUUCUACAACUGAAGACUAUUGGUGACAUUCAGCCUGAAACGUCACGGAGGAGAGAAGCGUGUCCAAGUUGCCCUCCUCCAACUGGAUUGUGGUAAAUGCACUCUAUAUGUCCCUGCAGCACAGACACGAGGAAGUCUAAAUACACCUGCAGACAAAUGCAUGAGUGAAAACAGACGGCAUUUUGAGUGUAGGUGGCAGAACUUGGUUCACAACAGAACUAAUUUACACGUAAGUGGAACAUUAGUUCAACAAGGAGGAUCAUCUUCUUUGGAGACUAAUGCAGAUGGUGUCCAUCGCUCUCUGUAGUGAAAUGGAGACAGAGCCAUAUUGUGAAGAGCAUAAAGACACCGCAGUGGAGCCCACAGAGCCUGAGGUAAGAGAGGCCAUUUCUGAGUUUGCUGACAAGGACAGUCGCACCGAGCCUGCAGAGACAGGCGAGGAGUUGCAAAGGAAAGAGCAGGCUGAAACAGAGAGCUGUGCCGGAGGGAUUAAAAGCACUGAGACAAAAAGCCCCUCUGAGCCCGAGCAAGAAGAUGGAGAGACAGAAUGCAAAGAUCCGAGGAAACUGAAAAAAACAAACAGCUGGAAGAUGGUAAGAUUUCAAGACCCAUCAACAGACGAAGAUGUGUUGGAGAGGGACAGGUCAGCAGAGAGUCUCUUUCCAGAAUAUGCGAUGGAGGAGUGGACUUCCUCGAACUUUGAGGAUCUGUUCAUGGCAGAAGACUGGCAGGACAUCACAGAGGAACGGCUGUUGAGGAAGAAGGUGCUGGAGCCUGGGGCCCCGCACGCCCUGUGCCCCACCUGGGGCCAGGAGGUUACUGUGAAGAUGCAGUGUGUCUUGGAGGACCGCACUGUGGUGGAGAAGGACUGCAAGCUUGUCUUCGUUAUCGGAGAAGGAGAUGUAAACCAGGCCCUGGAGGAGUGUGUCAUUUCCAUGCAGAAGGGUGAGAUCACAUUACUGCUGGCAGAUUCCCAGUAUGCUUAUGGACUUUUGGGAAGAGAGCCUGAUAUUCCAGCCUGGGCUCCUUUACUCUACCAGCUGCAGCUGCUGCACAUUCGAGAGAAACCAGACCCAUUAACUCUGCCAAUCGCGGACCGCAUCCGCAUCGGCAACCAGAAACGAGAGCGAGGAAAUUUUCAUUUCCAGAGAGAGGAAUACAGCAUGGCUGCCAGAGCCUAUUGUAUGGCUCUGGAUGUGCUGACCACACGCAGACGAGAUGGUAGCGACGGCGGCGUGGAGGCAGAGGAGAAUGAGGUGCAGGACUAUCGGGUGAAGUGUUUGAACAACCUGGCCACCACUCAGCUCAAACUGGAGCAGUGCGACGAGGCGCUGCACACCAGCCGGGACGUUCUGACCAUUGAGCAAAACAACGUCAAGGCCCUUUUCAGGAUGGGGAAGCUCCUGUCAGACAAGGGUGAAUACAAAGAUGCAAUGGAGGUGCUAAAAAAGGCCUUGAAACUGGAGCCGGCAACCAAGGCGAUCCACAUCGAGUUAUCUAAACUCGUCAAAAGGCAAUCAGGAGGCAAAGAUGCCCAGGAAUGGAAAGCCAAACCUGCAGAGAUUCUUGGAGACAGUAUCACACCUUUUCUGAUUCCUUCCAAGAAGGAACCAUCUGGAAUUUCCUGGAAGUUUAUACUCGGAGCUCUGGUGGUGGCCUUGGGAAGCUUAGUGACGUCAGUGAUUCUGACUGCAAGACACUGAAAUCUACUUUGAAGAUCCUCAUCACCAUCACCAUCAUCAUCAUCGUAUGAAGGAGUAGAGUUUGGUCUCCAGUCCUCUUUAGUCAGUUAAUUUGAAGGGACUUUACUACUGUGAAGACAUGAGAAGAUACGCGCCGCAGCAGCACCAGAGCCGGAACUUGUAUUUAUGUGAGUUUCACAUGGUAGAAAAAUGUUGUCUCUGAAGGUGCACAGUAUUGAUGAAAAGGAGAAUAGUACAGCAUCGGGUGAACUCACAAUAGCAGCAGAGAUACCUGCUGAU
This is a messenger RNA of Xiphias gladius (swordfish), 2003 nucleotides long. It is a transcript of the gene fkbp16, whose product is annotated as FKBP prolyl isomerase 16. Bases 300 to 1724 code for a protein of 474 amino acids. Gene Ontology annotation, molecular function: peptidyl-prolyl cis-trans isomerase activity; protein binding. The transcript has 10 exons. The record is from RefSeq and is a predicted model, not a curated record. Lineage: Eukaryota; Metazoa; Chordata; Actinopteri; Istiophoriformes; Xiphiidae.